Messenger RNA from Pelobates cultripes (western spadefoot toad), 26966 nucleotides. Lineage: Eukaryota; Metazoa; Chordata; Amphibia; Anura; Pelobatidae. The record is from the annotation of a GenBank genome assembly.
AUGGCUGCUGAAUUGUUCAAAAACCAGGACGUGUCCGAAGUAUAUCACAAAUAUAUGACCCCUGUGUCCUCAAAGGUGGUAGAUCUGAUUUUAACCUAUGUGGAACAUAAGGUAAGUGAAUGUAAACAUACACUUAGUAUAGGUCUUAAAUGAGUUAUAUCUUGGGUAGAUUUUGCAGAUUGAGCCGAGUUCAGUAACUCACAGAAGAUAGGCUGCUGUGUGUCAGCCAGUAGCGUACGUACUGCGGUCGCAGCUGCGACCGGACCCAGCCGCCCUGCGGACCCCUGUGACCAGGUAACACCUUCCACGUUUUGCGGUCCCCGGCCCGUGCGACAAAACUCCCGGAACGUAUGUUAAGGGGUCCAUCGGGUGGCCCUGACAGCAUGGGUGGAUAUGGAUUGUCAGGGGGCCUGGUCUGCGCUGGGCACUUUAACAGCGCGACCGGGCCCCCUGUGAUUACAUCACUGCUGGGAGGAAGUGACUCCCCAGUCACUCCUCCCAGCAUACAGAGAGCCCGCGCGGGAGGAAACACAAAGGAGGAGGGAGUCAGAGUGGGAACUCUGACUCCCAUCAGGCUGAGCCACCCCCCAGGGAAAGUCACACAAGGUAGGAAACAUUUUGUGUGUGUGUCUGUGUCUCUGUGUAUGUACGUGUCUGGCGGGGGGUGUCUGUGUGUAUGUGUUUGUAUGUGUGUCGGUAGGGGGGCCCAUGGAUCAGUUUCGCACCGGGGCCCCAUGGAUUGAUGGAUUGUGUGUACGCCACUGGUGUCAGCUGUGUCAGUGCUGGAUAAAAGGUAAGUUUCAGCUGCUUUAUUUUGUUUGUUUUAUUUUUGUAAAAGAAAACUACAACCCCAUCCAGUGACUAGGGGUCCCUAGUCACACCACAAAAAAAAAAAAUACCCUAAUAAUAGUGAGGGGAAUAAUACAUGUAAAAUAAAACAUUAAUACUUUCCAUUGUUAUUGUUUUUUUCUUCAAUCUUUUUUCAGCCAAAAAAGUUCAAAUAAAAAUCCAUAAACUCCGUCAAACUAAUAAAAAUUUUUUAAAAGACCCGAACGUAAAAAUAAAAAAAAAAGCUGGAAAUAAAGAAUUUUAAAAAUCAAGACUUCCCUGUCAGAGCACUCUGAUUGGAUAACUUAAGCCCACCAAUCAGAUUGAUCUGAGUCAAAUUGCCUAGGAAGGAUUUAUUGGCCUUUCCCCGCCCUGCAGGUCAGUCUGCUCAUAGCCCUCAUUUUUUUUAUUGUCUGGAUUUUUUUUUGAUUUUUUUUUUUAAAGUAAAAAUUUCCAGCAUGGUUUUUUUUUGUUUUUGCUUUUUUUGCAUUCAGGUCUUUUUUUAUUUUAUUUUUUUCAUUAUAAUUUUAUUAGUUCGGAUUAGUUUAAGGAUUUUUAUUUCACCUUUUUUUUGGAGCUAAAAAAAGAAAAUUGACCAAAAAAAGGUUUGUUUAUUGCCCUCCCUUAUUAAUAAUAAUAAUAAUAAUUAUUAUUAUUAUUAUUAUUAUUAUUAUUCAGGUAAAGGGGGGUAGGUAGGACAUUUAUUUGUUGUGGGGGUGACUUUGGGCUUGGGGACCCCUUGUCAUUGGGUGAGAAGUUUGUUAGCAAAUGCCAAUGGGUGGUGGCUUGGGGGGGGGGAACAGUAGGUCACCCCCUUUAUUACUUGGGGACCCCACCUGCGACAAUGUAUGGGGGCUGGUGGGGAAACAAAAGGUUCCCUCCAAUUAUUACUUGGCCACCACCUGCAGACAAUGGGUGGAGGCUGGUUGGGGACAGUAGGUCCUCCAUUGUGUGGGUUAGAGGGGGACCCUAUGUUCUACCCUUAUUAAUUAUUAAAGUUUAUGCCACACCAUGAGGGACCUGUGUCAGGUACCCCUUUAUUGAAUUUGGGGGGGGGGUUGUUCUUUUCAUGCCCCUUCUUGCGGCAUAGUGAAUAGGGGCAGAAGGGAGAUAAUCUCCCUUAUUUACUAAUACUAAGUGUAGCGGAGCGGCAAUAUUAAAUCCCACGAUCUCCACUGGUAAAGAAGGUAAUCCACAGUCAGCGCUGAAAAGUAAGGCAAUAUCCCAAAUCCCCCAGUAACCGGACGAGACACAGUUCUGGGAGUCAACUGAGAUUUUUACUCACAGCAUCCAGUAUUUAUGCAAGUCCCCAUGCAAGGGGUUUCCCUACUGACAUAGCAGGGGUAACACAGUAGAGGACUACACGGGGCACUUAACAUUCUGGGCAUUUCUCCCAUCAGGCACUGCUGCACGAGAGGGAUACUCCCACUGGAACACACCUUUAAGUGGAUUAUCCCUCCGUGCAGCAGAACCGGCUUUUCACAUUUAAAUACAUAACUUUUACACUGUUCGGUUUAUUUAAACGAAUGGACGUUCGGUAGAUAGCUGGGGUCUGAGCGCACAUUUCGUGGGAAUACCGCCCAGAUCCCAGCUAAAACAACUGAACGCCGCACGAAAUACACUUUGCCAUUGAGUUCGCCUAAACGGACCGAACACCGAACGAUGGCCACCUAGGAAAGUCUCUAAUUACCGAUUGCAACAUUGUUGCAAUCGGUUAAUAAGCGCCACACGUCCCUCUAUGUGUGGGCUAUUAGGGUUAGCUCAUUCGGUUCACGAACAGCCAGUAAAGUCGCUGUUUGUGAACCGAAACACAUGAAUGUUAGCGGCUUUCGGCUGCUAGCAUACGAAUUCCAUGUACAUAACACUAUCAAACACGGUUACACAUACAGUACUGCGGCCAUUACAGACAACUUUUUUUAUAUAUAUAUAUAUAUAUAUAUAUAUAGUCCAGCAUGCUACAAGUGGCGAAGUUUGCCACACUAAGUAUUUUUAAAUUAGUAUUAGUAAAGUUGGCUGACAGAUACAUUUUGGUAUUUCAGCUUUUUUUUAGUAGAUAGCUUCCUAAUACUUGUAGGAUUUAGGAGGAUAUCUAUUUCGAACCAAAAUAAUGACCAAAUUUGUUCUCCGGAAUGAAAAUGUCUGAAAUUUUGAAAAUGAAUGAGUCACUAGAGGAAAUUUGGUUCUGACUAAAUCAAUUGUGAAAACCACAAUGCAAACACACAGUCUGCAUUCACCAUACAUACACUACAUCCAUUACACAAACACACUCUGCAUUCACUAUACAAACACUACAUCCACUACACAAACACACACUGUAUCUAAAACACACAAACACUACAUCCAUUACACAAAUGUGCAAUAUGUAUACACUUCAUUUGGCAGGAGCUGUGUCAGUGGUAUGCAUGAGUACAAAACUAUGGAUGAUCCCAAAAGAGCCUAUGUAGAUUACAUCUCACAAUGUGUGAGACCAUGCUCGAAUCCCACGGGCAUUAUUUGUGAUGGCGGAAGGGAUUGGACAAAGGUUGACAGUACUCCCUUCAGAACAAUACAUAUAAAAGCUUGCAUAAAACUGUAUCUCCGACACAGCUCAAAAAAAUAAUAAAGUUUUAUUAAUCGUAAAUAAGCGUUACAAAUACAAAAAGGUGUCUAUGUACAUACUCCAGACUGCUUGGCCUGUAGCUAUAUAUGGAUAAAUACUAAGGAUACAGAGCUACUAUGCUCAGAGAACUCGCAACAUAGUUACAAUAAAUGCAACUGAAUACCUAAAUGUGUAACUCAAUCUAGUAAAAAGUGUUGUGUUAAGAAAUAUUGCAACAUAAAUAGCAUAGCAGUAGUGGAUCUAACCAAUAUCCAGAAAUCACAGCAUAAUAAGAGUCAGCUGUUAUGAUAAACCCAAAUUAGUCUAAAUAUAGUGAGGUCAAAAUCAUAUAUAUGGGAAAACAAUAUUCCCUCUAUAAUUACUUACUGUAACCAAAGUUCUAAGGGAUCCAAUGGAGCUAACAAAUACUCUAAUUGCUAAUACCCAAUCAAAGCUCUAAAAGAUAAGUAAAUCGAAAGGACAGAAAUAUACAGAUAACUGAAAAUAAAGUAAGAAGUAGUAUAGAAAGAUCUGUAUUACUCACAACUAAAUGUGGCUAUAUAAAGAAGACUCAGCCGGCAAAAGAGUCCCUAAAUUGAUAUAGCAAGUUAUAGCAUAACAGGCUAAUACUAAAGCAGUCUGCAGAAGUGAUAAAAAAACCCACAGCAGUGGGUUUUUUAUCACUUCUGCAGACUGCUUUAGUAUUAGCCUGUUAUGCUAUAACAUGCUAUAUUAAAGGACCACUAUAGUGCCCUGAGGGUGCCCCCACCCUCAGGGUCCCACUCCUGUGGUGCUGAAGGGGGAGGAAGGGGUUAAACUUACCUCUUUCUCCAGCGCCGGGCGGGGGACUCUCCUCCUCCUCUCCUCCUCCAUAGCGAUGUCAUUGGCUGCAUGCGCGGCAGGACCCGCGCGCAUUCAGCCAGUCCAUAGGAAAGCAUUCUCAAUGCUUUCCUAUGGACGCUGGCAUCUUCUAACUGUGAAAAUCACAGUGAGAAGCGUGGAAGCACCUCUGGCGGCUGUCAAUGAGAAAGCCACUAGAGGCUUGAUUAACCCUAUUAUAAACAUAGCAGUUUCUCUGAAACUGCUAUGUUUACAGCAGGCAGGGUUAAUCCUAGAGGGACCUGGCACCCAGACCACUUCACUGAGCUGAAGUGGUCUGGGUGCAUAUAGUGGUCCUUUAAUUUAAGGAUUCUUUUGCUGGCUGAGUCUUCUUCUUUAUAUAGCCACAUUUAGUUGUGAGUAAUACAGAUCUUUCUAUACUACUUAUUACUUUAUUUUCAGUUAUCUGUAUCUUUCUGUCCUUUCGAUUUACUUAUCUUUUAGAGCUUUGAUUGGGUAUUAGCAAGUAGAGUAUUUGUUAGCUCCAUUGGACCCCUUUGGUUACAGUAAGUAAUUAUAGAGGGAAUAUUGUUUUCCCAUAUAUAUGAUUUUGACCUCACUAUAUUUAGACUAAUUUGGGUUUAUCAUAACAGCUGACUCUUAUUAUGCUGUGAUUUCUGGAUAUUGGUUAGAUCCACUGCUGCUAUGCUAUUUAUGUUGCAACAUUUCUUAACACAACACUUUUUACUAGAUUGAGUUACACAUUUAGGUAUUCAGUUGCAUUUAUUGUAACUAUGUUGCGAGUUCUCUGAGCAUAGUAGCUCUGUAUCCUUUAGUAUUUAUCCAUAUAUAGCUACAGGCCAAGCAGUCUGGAGUAUGUACAUAGACACCUUUUUGUAUUUGUAACGCUUAUUUACUAUUAAUAAAACUUUAUUUUUUUUGAGCUGUGUCUGAGAUACAGUUUUCGGAAAGCUUUUAUAUGUAUUGUUCUGAAGGGGUUACUGGUUUUGAUGGGAUUGGCUUCCUCUCUGUGUAGAGGAAUAUUUUUCCCUCAUUUCCUUAUUUUUCUUUAUUUCAAUAUUUGUUAAUCUCGGGCUUUACCAUAAGAAAAAUGUAGACCCUACUUUGUCUUAUGGUAACUUUGGAUAACUUUGGAAUUUUAAUGGAGUAUAUCUUUAUAAAAUACUGAAAGUGACAGAGCUGCAUUAAAUGAUCUUUUACAAUAUGUAUUGAAAUGUUGUACUAUGGGGGGAGCGGAGCUUGCCAGUAAGCCAACUCAACUCCAUUACUGGCAGCUCCGUGCAGGCUGCACUAACAUCGCCACUCACUCUAUUCAUCCACCUCCACUUAUAACCACAGUGGAUCAAGGGGAGGGCUCGCUGAAUCAGCUGAUGCCAUUUUUUUUCAUGCCCACAAAGAGGAGCAGAUCCUGGACUUAUCUUGCGUUUGCCUGAGUCAGCCUGGAGUCACUCCUUGAUGAUACUGGAGAGUACAGAGGGCCUGACAGGGCCUCACACUCUCCUGACUAACCACACACUGGCGAUGGGGCGCCACUUGCCAAAGCCCAGCCAAACAGAGGUACUUUAGGACCUUGCUGCAAAGGCAAGUGCCGUCCAAGAUGGUGCCCACAGAGUGCUCACAUUAUAGCUCUCACUACUUCAUCUGGGCCUCAAGCAAACACAGAUUCCCAUACAGACCAACUAACUCCCAUAGAAAUUUUAUAUUGUAAUGCAAUGGAAAUAUUUACUUUAUUUCUGAAAACUUGCCUCUAGUUUAAUACCUCCUUAAGACCUUAAAUUUUUGUAAAAAUCUUCAUGUUAGCUGUCAUCACUUACAGGAUGAUGAUUUUUUUUUCUUUCUUAUUUUCUUUGCAGAUGGGAAAGCCAUUUAAAUUAGCAGUGGACGUUGGCUGCGGGACAGGAAAUUCCACUCGGAAACUUGCUGCUCAUUUCCAGGAAGUGAUUGGAGCAGACUCUAGUGAGAGUCAGUUAAAUGUAGCCCGAUCAUGCACUUCUGAGAAGAAUACUACUUAUAUGUAGGUAUGCUUUUGAUUUAGUUAUAAUAGGCUUUGUGUGUGUUUAUUUACAAAAAAAAAAAAAAACUUUCUGUAAGUAGAUGGCCACCAGGAAACACUAUAUUUAAAGGGAUACUAUAGUCACCAAAUCAAUUUUAGUUUCAUGAAACCGUUCUGGUAUAUAGAUCAUGCCCUUGCAGUCUCAUUGCUCAAUACUUUGCCAUUUAGGAGUUAAAUCACCUUUUUUACACAGCCCUAGUUACACCUCCCUACAUGUGACUUGCACAGCCUUCAUAAACACUUCCUGUAAAGAGUAAUCUAAUGUUUAUAUUUCCUUUAUGGAAAAUUAUGUUUAAUUUAGAAUUAAUUUUUUUCUUGCUCUGUUAAUAGCUGGCUAGAUUCUGCAUGAUCCUCCUAUAUGUGAUUACACUUCAAUUUAUAGGGCAGGAGAAACAAACUUUUAAAGUAAGUUACAUCGGAUUUUGUUUUCCUGCACGCUGUCUCUCGAGGCUGUGUAGCUCCAGGCCCAUUGAUUUAAAAAAAAUUCUAAAUUAUUUUUUUUUUUUUUUUUUACUACUCUUCACAUGCUCUUGCAUAAGUAUGGAAAAUUAAGAGCGACGUAGAAGAACAAAACUGGUGUGAACUGGCUGACAAUUAAAUUAGUUAAGGUAAAGCUGACUUUGCACACUAUGCAAAUGCUGUUGAUGCUUCGGUCUCACUAACACUGUGGCAUGUUCCCUUUCUUCUACAAUCACUACAUACACUUUUUUCUCUGUCCCAGACUAUAUAACCGGAGCUUCUGCCUGCUAGUAAGAAGGUUAGGAGAAGAGUGGACCAGCGAGUGCUAUGGGACAGUCUUUAGAAUGCGUAGAGCUAGUGCAUAAUUAGAUGUAUUUAUGCCAAGCUCAGGGUGCUGUCUGCACUGUAAGCUAUUGGUUGGUCAUCCUGCAUGAUUGGCAGGCUGCUUGACGUGCAGUCACGCCAGGAUGACCAUUGAAUUAUUUGUGCAGAUACGACCCCUUUUUGGGCAUGUUUGUCCCAUUGGGCAGUUUUGAUUACAUGAUUCCUGUCAGUGUCCCACCGUUUUACCCCCGUCCACCGAUGAAAGCAAGAGAUUAGCAUAGGGUAUGUGUUUUAUGAUAGCUAUAUUCUGUGAGUUUCCCUCCAGCACCACCUCCACCAGAUGCAGAACACAGAUUCUGGGUUAGUGUUUACUGUCAAUAAGAUUCUGUAAUUAGGCCCAUCAUAAUUGUCAGCAUCAGGCCCAAUGGGCUCCUAAUUCGGGCCUGACCAGGGGAGGUGUAACUCUGGCUUCAUCAACAGAAACCAUGUGAUUUUAGUACUACUAAAUGGUAGAGAAUUGAGCAGCGGGACUGCAGAGGCAUGAUCUAUACACAAAAACUGCUUUAUUAAACUAAAAUUGUUUUGGUGACUAUAGGGUCCCUUUAAAAUACAUUUGAAAUUUUUUUAUCUGCCUUGCAAAGUAACAUGGUUUAGGUGUUUCUCAUCAUAUAUAGCGUACUGAUAAUGUCUUAAACGCAUGCAUAUUUAAAUGGAUACUUCAGCACAGAAUUUAUCCUACUCUUUUAAUGUAUCAUGAUAGAGAAUUAAAGGAAAUUAUAUUAAAAAAAAAUAUAUAUAUAUAUAUAUAUAUAUAUAUAUUAAUUUUUAUAAUAGUAAUAAAGGGAGAGGGGUGCAGAGCUUCUCUCACGCUAAACAAAUUACUGUCAGUAAGUAAUUUUCAUGAGAUGCAGCUCAAGAUUGUACAUCAGUUUUAUAUUUCAUCAACGUGGCAAAGUGCCACAGGCUUUUACUAGAUGCCUGCCCUAAAAAUGAAGAUUAGCCCAUUAUAUGUGGUUGUCUGGGAAUAAUAGAUUUCUAAAAUCAUAUUGAGUGAGGGAUUGGGAUCUAAUUUAAGAUAACCGCAAAGGGAAACUAUAAAACUAUGAACUACAAAGCUGUUUUCCUGGCGCUAUAGCUUCAUAUAGUGCCCCUUAUCUCAAUCCUCCCUCCCACCCACCCAUGGUUCAGAAGGGUUUAAAAACCCAUUCUGUCUGAUGUCCCUCAGCACUGGCUCAGGCUCCACCUCCACACUAGCAUUAGUACUUUCCCCCCUUAGUAAAGCAUUAUACAAUGCAUUCCCAUGGGAUUCGGGUGACACUGAAUGUCCUCAUACAUAGUGUGAGGACAUUCAGCGUCCAGCGCCAAAAGUCCCCUUAUGACCCGGAAGUCCAUCUAGUGGCUGUCUGGUAGACGGCCACAAGAGGUUGAGUUAAGUAUACAGUUUCUUAAAACGUGCAAUAAUUACCUUUGCAGGGUUAAGGGACUUAAGACUAUGCAUGUAAAAAACUAGAUGAAUGGAUGUUAAUGUAGACUCUUUCUUAAUUUCUUCUUGUCUUCAGUUGAUUGAUAUAUAUACGUCUUUUGUAUAUAUAUUCUUGGGCCAAAUGCUCGCCACAAUAAUAUAUGUCUAUAUUAUUGAAAAGUAGUAAUACGCAAUCUGACUUACGGUUUCUUCAGGUUUAUUCUUAGUUACGGAUACAUAAAACAACAAAUGAUGUUACAGGAUAAUGGACAUUCAACAGCAGAUGGUAAUUGCUGGACUUCUGAUAGGAGAGUUACAUCGUUGUACAGAGCCAAGACAAGACCGAGACUAGACUGAGAGACCUCGUGUCCCUCUGUUACUAUAUAGAAGUGCUAAUACUAACAUCAGCAUAUAACUCUAGCCAUAUAAGGACAAAACCCUCCACAUCCACAUUCCAGAGCUCUCGGACAAAGAAAGCCUUGUGACUUAUUGAUACCAUCUGUUACUUAUGUCAAUCCACACAUCCAUAUAUAUAAUCAAUAGAAACAUAGAAUAUGCAAUAUUCUACAUUCCCUCUGUUUAUGGUUUGUUUUAAAACCAUAACAUAAUGUAAUUAACCUGUCCAUUCAUAUAUCACUCAUAUCACAUUCAUUGAGCAUAGAACAAGAUGUAGUCACAAUUUUCUAUUAUAUGAGAGUUCUUAGAAGGUCAAGUUUCUAUCCCUCAUACUGCUUACUUUACUUCAAAACUCCCUUUGUUUCAGCUAUGUAUUGAUAUCCAUAUCCAUGUUACAUCAUAACUACUUGAACAUAAUAUAUACAUAUAUAACAAUAAUAAAUGAAUAAAAUAUUUACAAAUGUUGAUCCAAUAAACAACGUAAAGCAAUCAGAAAGAUCUACCUGCUCAGGUACAGUCAUGUCUUUGUAGACAACAAAAUCAAGAUCGUAACUUUCUAGAUAAUAACUGUGUAUCACUAUCAUAUUCCUAAUAAAGACACAUAUAACAAAGUAUUUUCAUUCUCAAUACCUGAUAUUACUUAAGUACUAAUACAUGUAUUACUAUAAUAUACAUCCAAUUAUAUUUCCAUGAAUCAAAUGGUUUCUAGCAACCUCAAAAUCUUUAGGUCAUUUGUAUUCAUGAAUUACAUUUCUAUACCAUUAAUACCACCUAGUGAUGAUUGUAUCAGUACUUUACAAUCAUAGUAUUUAAUUUGAAUAUUCAGUAGGCUCUCACUACCUGAAAUAUAUCAACACUACUUAUAAGACUCAUUCAAAGGAUGUGUUAUCAACCAUGAAGUUCUAUAAUAAUUCUUCAAAUAAUGUUCAUGGUGUUGACAAUACUUAUUGUCCUAGAAAUUCUUCACCCAGAAAUCUUUCUAUCAUAGAUUUCUUUUUGUUCACAUAAUUAUAAUUUUGACUAAAAUUCCACCUUGUAGUAACAAACUUUAAAUUCAAUAGAAACAUAGUUUACUCUAAAAGAACUUGGAAAGAAUAAUUUAAAUUCAUUAGCAUCACUCUCUUCAUUAGCAUUGUGAUGACUUAUUAAUGUAAUACAUCUUAAAAGCAGGAUUGUCCUAAUGUUCUGAUCAAUCCGUAUUCCUUUGUACACUUCAACUGACUAAAAUAAAAUAAACUUGGGGUCAUACUGCCAAGAAACUCUUAUUCCUAGUCUGUGUCUAACAAACUCAGGGUAAUCAUAAAACAACUUAUAACAACGUAUUCAUUGGAUACCGUCAUAUCCAGAAACCUAUUCUCCCUAGUCCAUACCUUUAUAGACUUAGGUCAAAUAUAAUUGUGUACUAUACUCUUUCCAUUCAAUUCAAUUCCUCUUGGAUCUUUGAACUCUUAUAUCCAAGGCUUUCUUAAUGUAUAUAAUUACUUAAUAUUAAUCAAUAUAAAUUAUCCUUCCUUAGUUUUCUUCCUUAUGUUACCAUUGUUUGUUUUACUUCACCUCGAUAUAAACAAAUUACUCAUUAUAGUUAAUCUAUGAAAUACUAUUGAACUCAAUCUUUGUGGUAUUAAGUAACCAUGAUCCUUAUUUUAUCAACUUCAUAUUUUAUCUACCUCUGAUACUUCUCAUCCUAUGUAUAGGUAAUAAUAUAAUAGUUCUUUUCAUAAUUGUACUCCAUGUGUUAUAUAACUAUAAGUACUCUCUUUUGGUAUUAAUAGUCAUAACUGUUAAAUAACUUUUCAUUGUCUGUUUUCUUCAUUAAUAUUUAGGAAUUUAUAUGUAUGUUAGUGUCAAUAUUUUAUUUCUUUGUAAGUCUGUUAAUCUUCUGUAUCGAAUGAACUCUGUAGAAUCUUCCAUCACAGUUUGCAGAUCAGAUGAAAAGUCUCUUUCCUACAGUCGAUGUCCAGUUAUCUGAAGGAAUUCUUUCCUGAUUUAUUGCCACAAGGAUCUGUCACGCUUUACCUACAUUAAAACAAAUAACAUGUGCAGCAUCAAUACAAUGGCUUACAAUGUUUAUAUCUCAUUAUUAUUACACAGUUUAACAUUGAAUUAUAUUGACUACACAAAACAUACUAAUUUCUUCUCAUGAGAUCUACCAUCUAGUGGUCAUUACAUUUAUGCCAUGUGAUGUAUAAUCUUUCUGAACAUUUUAAUUUUCCAAACUUUUUAUUACUCAUACCUUAUUAAUCAUACCCCCCUUUUAAACUGUUUAAUAAUCUGGAGGUAUAACCUAAUCACAUAUCAGAUGUUACAACAAAAUAUUGUUUUCCACUAUACUUUAGCUAUAGUAGCCAUUUUGUCUUAACACUGGCACCAUUUUGUCACAUGAAACAAACUACAAAAACAUAUAUUGUUUCCUUCAUCAAAUGUAUUUGUAAAUCUAGGUUUUAUUCUAUCAAAACUUGUGUCUUCUAUGUAGUCAAAAUAUAUGUAUGUCCAGGCUUUGCAAAAUAUAGUAAUCCAUUAUCAGUCAUGACAUUAAAAUCUCAUUCUCAUGAAUUAAAUCAAAGAUUUUAAAUCAACCUCAGAAGCAACAAAGAAUAAAUCCAUUGUUUUUUCUUCUGUAAAAUGAUUGGAGUUACUGUAUAAUCACACACACCCAAUAUAACAUUGCAUGUUCCUAACUGCUACAUUAGUGUAUUUCAUUCUGUCAUAUUUGCAAACUUGAUGUAAAUUUUUAUUUCAAUUAUUAACCUAAUACUUUCUUAUAACACACAUAAAACAAUGAAAAAACAGUACAGACUAACAAUUCAUUAAAACAAACUAACAUAGAUCUCUAUUCUUGUGCUGUUCUUAAUUCUGGAAUCAGCCUGUGUACAUCUGUUGGCACACAUAUCCAUGCUCAUUCCCUAAACUGAUCAUGUCUCGUGAAGUUAUCUGAUUCUUAUAACUUUCUGUGUUACACUGCAUUGCUUGUCUGUCUCCUAAUUUCGAUUUAGCUAAAAUUGCUUUUAUUUGUCUGAAUAUCAGUUUACAAGGAAAGGCUUUUAUUGAUUUAUCUCCACAUGUAUUUUCUCUGUCAAAAUUUUCAAUCAACACAUUUAAUUUCUCAUUUGCUUUUGAUUUGAUAUCUCGGAUAAAAUAUCUGCAAGAUCUUAAAUAAUGUUGUUUAUUGCACCAAAAACAAAUAACUUUAGGAGUUAUAUUUUGCCCUAUAUUAUCAACUCUACAGUUUUUAGUUGAAUAAAUUGGGAGGGGCUCAGUUGUCUGUAUCACUCUACACUCUGUCCUAGAAGAAGAAGAAGGAGGGGGACGGGGGCUGUAACAUCUGCACUUCUUUCUCUGCCUAAAUCCACAAGUCAUUUUAACCCCUUCAUUAUUGGUUUCCCUCCUUAAGUUAUCCAAGAACAUAGCAACUUCAUUCAAAGUCCUUUUUUCUCUAGCAAUUACAAUUGCAGUUGGAUCUAGAUCUUGAAAUUUCUUCACAAAUUCAUUAAUUAACUGAUUCUCAGGAAAAUUAGCAACAAGUCUAUAUGCACUUUCAAAUUUUACAAGAAAACUAAAUAUAUCCUCCCCCUUGUGUGGUUUUAGUUUUUCCAACAUUUCAGUGUCUGCAAAAUCAUUCCCUGUUGUUAAUUUUAUUAAUUGUGUUAAUCUGUCUUGCUUAUUCCCAUGGACUAUUUCACCAUCUUCGUCAUUAGGGGUACUAAUGGGUGGAGUCAGUCUACGUGCAAUUUGAGUCGGCAGCCAUAUUUGAAAUAGUCUAUUCCUUUGUUCGUCAUUUAGGCUAUAUUUGUCUAAAUUAGACUCAAACAUUUCAGCAUUAGUAAAUGCAUCCACUGACGUGUCAUAAACUGGAAUACAUUUCACAAUUUUCAUUAAUUGUUCAUGUAUUUUCAAAUUAAGUUUUGCAGUUCUGUCUUGGAAUUUACAUUUCUGCAAAUCACUCUGUGAGGAUACAUUUUCAGUAUCUAUUGGUUCUGGGAUUAGAUUCUGUGCCUUUAUUUUUCUUGUAUUAACACACACUAGUUUAACUUCAUUUCCAAGCUGGCAAAUAAGAUCAUUUCUUAGUUCAACUCUAUCCUCUAAUUCACAGACUGUUUCUGACAAUGUUCUCUCUGUUACAUUGUUACACUGUUCAUUUAAAUCUGAUUUGUCUUCUGUUAACCCAUUCAAAUCUACUUCUUUUUCUGCUAAUUCUAAAUUGUCUUUACCUGUAUUUCGUUUACAAAUCAAUGCAUUGUAAGUACAGACUAGUUUCAUAACAUUUCUGAUCUUUUGUUUUUUCUUAUUAACAAACAAUUUCUUGUCAAUUUCACUAUUGGCAAUUUCACAUUGUGUGUAUAAAGAUUGCCACAAUACAGCAUCUGAAUAGCUGCUAUUACAUGCAAACUGCAAUUUACUUUUCUCUGCAAUAUCAUUUAUGAAUUCCAUGUUACUCACCAGAUCAGUUAUUUCUGUCUAUUUCGUUGCUUCAUCCACACAGCUGCGCAGUUCUUUGCUUGGAUCUGGAAAUUUGCCAAUGUCUGCCACGUGCUUGCUUCUAGAUUUCACGUUGUAUCUUGUGCUUUUUGUCUCAGUUGUAGAAAAUAGUCUUGUACAGUCUUUGAUUUGAAAACUUUCUUUUUCUUACAAACACAGUCUAGAUUCUUUUUUUUCUCUUCAAGUUUGUUUUCCCAGUUCCAAAAUAGCUUUGUAACUCGAUUCUUCUCUCUCCCCCCUUGAAGUGGGAACAAAACUUUGAAUAGAAGACUGGCUGGCUAGCCAAUGUAAAAAACUAGAUGAAUGGAUGUUAAUGUAGACUCUUUCUUAAUUUCUUCUUGUCUUCAGUUGAUUGAUAUAUAUACGUCUUUUGUAUAUAUAUUCUUGGGCCAAAUGCUCGCCACAAUAAUAUAUGUCUAUAUUAUUGAAAAGUAGUAAUACGCAAUCUGACUUACGGUUUCUUCAGGUUUAUUCUUAGUUACGGAUACAUAAAACAACAAAUGAUGUUACAGGAUAAUGGACAUUCAACAGCAGAUGGUAAUUGCUGGACUUCUGAUAGGAGAGUUACAUCGUUGUACAGAGCCAAGCCAAGACCGAGACUAGACUGAGAGACCUCGUGUCCCUCUGUUACUAUAUAGAAGUGCUAAUACUAACAUCAGCAUAUAACUCUAGCCAUAUAAGGACAAAACCCUCCACAUCCACAUUCCAGAGCUCUCGGACAAAGAAAGCCUUGUGACUUAUUGAUACCAUCUGUUACUUAUGUCAAUCCACACAUCCAUAUAUAUAAUCAAUAGAAACAUAGAAUAUGCAAUAUUCUACAAUGCACCCAGACCACUUCAAUGAGCUGAAGUGGUUUGGACAUCUAUAGUUUUAAAAUGGACAUGAUAGUCACCAAAACAACAGUGGUUUAAUGAAGCAGUCUUUGUGUAUAGACCAUGCCUCUGAAGUGUCACUGCUCAAUUUUCUGCUAUUUAUGAGUUAAAUCACGUUUGUUUCUUUCUAUUCAACCCUAGCUAUACCUUCCUUGUGAAUGACAAAGCCAGCAUAAAACCAAAAUGGCUUCAUUUUCAUCUAGAUGUAACUUACUUUAAAGUUUUAAUCUCCUGUUCUGUAAAUUGAACUUUAAUUACAUUCAGGGGUGUAACUGAGCUCCCUGUACCACCACCAAGGACCACUUUCUAGCUGGAACAGGGGACAAACCUCAGCCUUCCUGCCCCCCGUCGCCGUGACUUGACUGGGGUCCGGGAACCGCUCCCUCCUGGAGCCAAAUGUGAAACUCACUCUAGCAACCCCCAGGCACUGGACAACACUCAGAACUGGGAGCUCUAGUCCUUACAAGGACUUUCCCUGUUGAAUCCUCAACAGUGAAACAGUAAUUAGUGAUUCGCUUAGACUAUGAGGUUUUUUUUGUUUUUGUUUUUUUUCUAAACACCUUAGACACACCCAGGUAAUCCCUAAAUCCUGAACUGCUAGGGGGUCCUUGAGGACCAGGUUGAGAACCCCUGUGUUAGGAGGUUAAAUUAAACAGAAUUUGCAAUAAAGGAAGCGUAAACAAUAGAUUCUUUACAGGAAAUGUUUAGGAAUGCUGUGUAGGGAAAUAUGCAUAGGGUUGCAUAAACCAAGAGUUUAACUCCUAGAUGGCAGGGAAUUGAGCAGUAAGACUGCAGGGGCAUGAUCUAUACACCAAAACAGCUUUAUUAAGCUAAAGUUGUUUUGGUGACUAUAGUGUCACUUUUUUUUUUUAUAGUUAUUUAUUUCAAGACCGUAUGAAACAAUAAAACAUUUCCAUAAUAUUUGUAAACUGUACAUAGACAUAUACGAACAUAUGCACAGCGACAAUAUUCAUAUACAUAUGGACAGCUAAAACAUAGCUGUGAAUAGUACAAUAUAGAUAGCCUAUGAGUUCAGGUAAUACAAUAUGUCUUUAAGCUAAUCUCGGAAAUUUACAACGUCCAGCAUCUUGUCCUGGUUUUUAUUGUAAAUAAAAUGAAAUCGUGUACAACCAUACAGGUUUGAGAGAUAGGACAUUUUCCACUCAAUGGUGUCUUCCCCUAUAGAAAUGUCAGGGGGAGUGUAAUAUCGCAUUUUGUUCGUUACCUCUCGUGUUCCAUGAGUGAUCCUAUACUGCACAAUUGUACAUAAUGAACAAAAGAUAGAAAUAUAAGUGGAUAGAAAAGAUAAGGGGUACGGUGUAGAGGAGUGAGUAGGGGAAAAAGUGUCCAUAAGGAAAGUGUCUUUAAUUUUUUGUAUCACCGCAGGGAUUGUCGGUGUCUCCCUUUGCAGCCAUACCUGUGCCAGUGCCUUCCUUGCAGCUAAGUUUAGUUUAUGUAAAAGGUUUUGUUCCACUCUUGUCCAAUCUUCUAUAGAUCUGGCCAAGAGAAACACCCAUGGGUCUAGUUUGCCCUCUUUUUCAAAUAUGUCUCCCACUAACUCCGCUAUCCUCUUCCAGUAAGCUUGUGCCUCCGGGCAGUCCCACCACAUGUGAAUAUAAGUUCCCUGCUGUCUGCAUCCUCUCCAACACAUGUCCGUUGUAGUUUUAUUCAUUCGGUAUAGUUUCACCAGUGUAGUGUACCAUCUAAAUAAGGUCUUAAAUGAUUGUUUCUGCAGAGAGAUACACACAGAGGACGUUGCUGCGGCUUCCCAAAUUGCCUUCCAGUUCCUCGCCCAGGUCUGCCUCCCACUGCUCUGUAUAUGUAAUCCGUCCCCAUUCCUGUGUAUGUGUGCUCAAUUGGGUGUAGAGACUUGAGAUUAGCCCACUCAGGAACUGUUGUCUAAAGCACAUUCCCUCAAAAGAAUGUAAGUGGUGUUAGGGCAGCUUUCUUAACCUGUGGAUUUUGAGCAUAAUCCCUUAACUGCAUAUAUCGAAAAUAGUCGAAAGAACUCAAUGGGGCCCUAGUUUUCAAUUCUUCAAAAGUCACCAUUGAGCCGCCUUCAAAGAGAUGUUUCAAUCUCUGCAGUCCUACGUUCUCAAUGCCUCUAAAAUCCCGUGCUGCCAUUCCGGGGGAAGACUCUCUCUUCCUCAGGAAUGGGGUCAGUGGCGUACACAUGACCCAUGGGGCCCCGGUGCGAAAAUUGAUCCGUGAGCCCCCCCCGCGCGGGCAAAGCCGCAACACAUGGCGGUGGGCACCUGGUUGCAGGGGUUACCGGGCUGCGACCCCUGCGACCGCGGUAUGUACGCCAGUGCAUGCAGAUGCACACACACUUAAAGGACCACUCUAGGCACCCAGACCACUUCAGCUUAAUGAAGUGGUCUGGGUGCCAGGUCGAGCUAGGGUUAACCCAUUUUUUCAUAAACAUAGCAGUUUCAGAGAAACUGCUGUGUUUAUGAAUGGGUUAAGCCUUCCCCUAUUUCCUCUAGUGGCUGUCCCAUUGACAGCCGCUAGAGGCGCUUGCGUGCUUCUCACUGUGAUUUUCACAGUGAGAGCACGCCAGCGUCCAUAGGAAAGCAUUAUGAAUGCUUUCCUAUGUGACCGGCUGAAUGCGUGCACAGCUCUUGCCGCGCGUGCGCAUACAGCCGACGGGGAGGAGAAGAGGAGGAUCGGAGGAGGAGAGCUCUCCGCCCAGCGGUGGAAAAAGGUAAGUUUUACCUCUUUCCAGAGCCGGGCGGGUGGGGGUCCCUGAGGGUGGGGGCACCCUCAGGGGACUAUAGUGCCAGGAAAACUAGUAUGUUUUCCUGGCACUAUAGUGGUCCUUUAAAGGACCACUACAGACACCCAGAUCACAUCAGCUCAAUGAAGUUGUCUGGGUGUCAGGUCCCUCUAGUUUUAACCCUGCAGCUGAAAACAUAGCAGUUUCAGAGAAACUGCUAUGUUUCACUGAGGGUUAAUCCAGCCUCUAGUGGCUGUCUCACUGACAGCCGCUAGAGGAGCACACUGAACGUCCAUAGGAAAGCAUUGAGUAAUGCUUUCCUAUGGGCGGUUUGAAUGCGUGCGCGGUCGCAUUCGGAGCUGAGAGGCUGAGGGAUCCUCAGCGCCAAGGGAGUCCGGCGCUGGAGAAAGGUAAGUGCUGAAGACACACACACACACACACACACACUUACAGACGCAUACACACUAGCUAACAGACACACACAUUUACUGACAGAGAUACAGUCAGUGACAGACAUACAUACACACUCACUUACAAAACAUACACUCUCAUUGACAAACACAAACUCACUAACAGACAUCAAACAGACUCACUAAGACACACACACUCAGUAAGACACACACAGUAACACACUCACUAGCAGACACACACACUAACACACUAACACUCACUAGCAGACACACACUAACACUCACUCUAACACUCACACACACACUAACAAACACACUAACACUCACUCUAACACUCACUAACACUCACACACACUAACACUCACACACACUCUAACACACACACACUAACACACACACACUAACACUCACACACACUAACACUCACACACACUAACACUCACACAUGAUUUUUUUUUUAAUUUAAUCCCCCCAGCCUCCUUACCUUUUGGAGUGCUGGGGGGAUUCCCUGGGGUCCAGUGGUCUGCUGGGCUCCUGGGCGGGUGGCCGGUCGGGCAGGCAGGCAGGCGGGCGCGCGAGGGAGCACUCAGUGCUUCCUCUUCAGCUCCCUCGCGCGCCGCGUAGGGAUGCCGGAGCCGGAAGAUGACGUCAUCUUCCGGCUCCGGUAUCAUUGCGGUGCGCGAGGGAGCUGAAGAAGAAGCACUGAGUGCUCCCUCGCGCGCCCGCCUGCCUGCCUGCCUGCCCGACCGGCCACCCGGGGUCAGCAGGGCCAGCCUCAGGGGGGCCCUGGGGUGGUCGGCUCAUGGGCCCCCCAGGGGAAGAGGCUGGACCUGGGCGUACAUACCGGGUCACAGGGGCGGCCGGGCCCCCUGGUGGGCCGGGCCCAGUCGCAGUCGCGACCCCUGCGACCCUGGUAUGUACACCACUGAAUGGGGCCAUCAGAGAAGGGGAGGAUGCUAAGCCAUAUUUAAUAGCAGCAUCAUCUCAUAUCUUAAGGGAGUUUAAUAUAGUGGGGCAUGCUACCCGAAUAGUCUGUCUGUGUUCCUCGGGGAUCGACAUCAGGAACUGUGACAAAUCCGUCACCAGGAGGGAGGACUCCAAGUCCACCCACCUUCUCUCCUCCGGAAGGGAGUGCUAUAGUGCUAUCUGGGCUAGUUGCACUGCCGUGUAAUAAUAAUAAUAAUAAUAAAGGUUCGAUAGGCCCAACCCCCCGCUAUUCUUUGCCCUAAAAAGUACAUUACGUGAGACUCUAGUUCUCUUGUUCUGCCAUAUGAACUUGCCUAUAGCCUGUUGGAGUGUCCCCAAAUUAGAGUUAGUCAGUCGGAUCGGGAGGGCCUGAAAAAGGAACAAUAUUCUGGGAAGGGCAUUCAUUUUAACCGAGUGUAUCAUUCCAAAACAUGAAAUCUGCUUUUCCAGCCAUUUCUCCAUUUCACUUGUUAAAGUGCGAAUCAAUGGGGUAUAGUUUUGUUGGUAUAGUUGAGUGGGAUCUGCCGUUAGCCUAAUACCUAAAUAUUUAGUGUAGUCCCUCGCUAUUUGUAUAUGGUAAGUCGCCCCUAUAUAUGCUGCGUCCGCAUCGGUCAUGCCUAUGGGGAGUGCGCUAGAUUUAUUCAAAUUUACCUUAUAUCCAGCUACAUCGCUGUAAUUCUUCAAGACGUUUGUUAACGCUGCCAUAAAAUCUUUUGGGUCCGUAAAUCCCGAAAAUACGUACCGCUUUCUUCCCACCAUAAUUCCUUUAAAUCUGGGUUGGCCAGUAUUUUCUGCAGCAGAGGUUCCAGAGAGAGGGCAAACAAUAACGGUGAAAGAGGGCAACCCUGUCUGGUGCCGUUGCUCAGUUGAAACGGGGUGACCAUCGCUCCUGAGAUCCGUAUACGCGCUUUAACAUUAGUAUGGCAAAGAGAACAGUUACGAACCGGGCCAAGAUUCCUAGGUGUUCCAAGACCUCAAAUAGAUAUAUCCAUUUAACCCUGUCAAAAGCUUUUUCUGCAUCCAGAGACAGUACCUGGGUCUGAGUGCCCCUAGCAGCCUGUCUCCAGACAAGAUCGAUGUUACAGAUUCCUGCUUGACCCUCAAUACAGAACCUCGUCUCGUACUUAGGGGGGAUUAUUUGUGUGUUUUCCUGUUCGGCGCUUAGGAGUGUUCGGUAGCUGACUUUGUAUUCGGGAAGGGAACAUCUUUGGCGGCGUUAACCCCUUCUACACCCAGGGUGCCAUUACACAUGUCUCUGUCCAGUGUCCCCCCUCCAUGAGGUCAUUGCACCAAGAUUCCAAGUAGGGCACAAAUUCCUCUCAAAGGAUCUUAUAGUAGCUUCCAUCAAAGCCAUCAGGGCCUAGUGCUUUAUUACUUUUUAACGCCGAAAUGGCUGCGUCCACUUCCUCAGCUGAGAUCCGUUUUUGCAACACAUCAGAGUUUGCCCUAAGCAGCCUAGGAAGAUCCAUCUGGCUCAGAAACCCUCGAAUCCGCUCUAGUUCGCUUUUGGUACCUAGUGCAUCUACGCUGGAGUGGCUAUAUAGUUUAGUGUAGUAUUCUGUGAAUACAGCAGCUAUAUCCGUGGGGUUUGUUUGGUACUUGCCUGAUACGUCGUAAUGUGUGUACCACGUUGUCUUGGUUGAAGGGAUCUUGCCAACAGUGUGUCCAUUUUGUUAGCCUUCUCAUCAUAGUUCCGCUUGGACCACAGCAUAGCUAUUGCUGUAUCUUCCAAUAAAGUGUCACAAACUAAAUUCCUCGAAUUCUGUACCGCCACUUAUGUUUUUAUUCCGCUUUCCUCAAGGAGGCUAAGAGGGACGAUAUAAUUGUGUUUUGCGCUUUUUAUUCAGCGUCGCUUCUCAUAUCAGAGUGCCCCUGAUCACUGCCUUGUGGGCCGCCCACACCAUAGCCAUUGGCAGGCCAGACUCCACUUCACAAGCAAAGUACUCCUUCAAGUCAUUCCGAAUCUUUGUAACUAUCUGAGUCCCUAGGCAAAGAGGUAUUCAGUCGUCAAGACCAGGGAGACGCCACACACAACUUGUCUAAGGUUAGUGUAAUGUCCGCGUGGUCAGACCACGUUAUAGAGCCCACAGCAGAGUCAGCAACUUUAGAUACGGUCAAGUGUUCACUAAGAACAGGCCUAUCCACCAAUAGUGUCGUGGGGAGGUGAAUAGAAUGUGUAAUCAACAGUGGUGUCUCUAGGAUUCAUUUUUAGGGGGGGCACAUGGUGGGCCAGGGACAAAAGUAGGAGGGCACAUUUAACCCCACCCUCGCCGCAGUUUGACCCCACCCCUGUCGCAUGUUAAGCCCUGCCCCCGACACAAUGUGUGUUUUUUUGUUUGUUUUUUUUUUUAAUAAUCCCUGGUGGAGGAUUCAUUAUUUUCCACCAGGGAUUAUUAAAAAACAAACACAUUUCCCUUGAUACAGUCCCAUAGUUGCCAACAUUUGAAAAAAAAAUCCAAGGAUAUUUUGCAGCACAGCUAUCAAUUACUGUCUGUGUAUAAUAUCCCUGACAGUUAGUGCUCUCUGUAUAAUACAGGGUUGUGUGUAUAAUAAAUUGGGACAGUCAGCGGUCCCUGUACAGUGCUGCUCUCUGUAUAAUACAUGGCUGUGUGUAUAAUAUCCUGGGAGAGUCAGUGCUCCCUGUAUAGUGCUGCUCUCUGUAUAAUACAGGUCUGUUUGUGUAUAAUAUCCCAAGACAGGGAGCAGCACUAUACAGGGAACACUGACUGUUCCAGGAUAUUAUACAGACACAGACCUGUUUUAUACAAAGAGCAGCAGUAUACAGGAAGCACUGACUAUCCCGGGAUAUUAUACACACACAGAUCUGUAUUAUACAGAGAACAGCACUAUAGUAUUAUACAGAUAGCUGAGCAUAUACCCCAUGUCCCAAUCUCUAGACUACUAGUACCUGUCAACAGCAGCUCCCAGACGCGUGUAACAGGGCUAAAGUGUGCGGCAGCUCACACAGAUGAUUCAGCGGUAAAGCGCACUCACUGGCAAAGCCAAACUGGGAAUCCAAAGCAGCCCUGGAAAAAAAAUGUAUGCCAUUCCUACAAGUCAAAAUAUAUAUAUAUAUAUAUAUAUAUAUAUAUAUAUAUAUUUUACAGUGAGCACACAAGCUCUCUGACAUGCGCAAAUAGGCUCACUGACAGACAAAAAACUCUGACUCACACACAAGCUUAAUACAGACAAACUCACUUGUAUAAAUACAAGACUCACUACAAAGAAGUUCAGGGACACACACAAGCUCACUAAAGACAAGCUCACUGACACACACAUGCUCACUAAAUAGAAGCUCACUGACACACACAAGCAGUACCGUCUUAACAGUGUUAAGGGCCCCUGGCAAAGCAGUGCACUGGGGCCCUUCCUAUACAACAACUCACAGGAAUAAAAAUUUUAAUUAUUGAUCAACUGCUGAGUACAUACACAUGGUACACGGAAUACGAAUACAGAGAGACUGCUGAAUACACACACAAAUUUCUGAAUGCACACAGACUCCUGAAUGCACACAGGCUGAUUUAUACACUUACACACAGAGACUGCUGAGUCCACGCACACACAGAGGCUGCUGAGUCCACACACACACAGACUGCUGAGUCCAUGCACUCACACUGCUGAGUCCACACACACACAGACUGCUGAGUCCAUGCACUCACACACACACACAGACUGCUGAGUCCAUGCACACACACACACAGACUGCUGAGUCCAUGCAUGCACACACACACAGACUGCUGAGUCCAUGCACGCACGCACACACAGACUGCUGAGUCCAUGCAGUCACUGGGGGCUGUUGCUGGGGGUCAGACAGCCAUCUUCCAUCCUUUCCAGCAGCAGCAUGGUCUGCUGCUUAACGGCAGGGUGGGGCUUAUGUGCAGAAGGUGGAGCUUCUUUUGGGGGCGGGGCUUGUGCGGGGGGCCUGUCAGUGCUCCCUCUGGCCACAGACAAUACCCAGCACUGCAUUCCCUCGGGCUGUCACAGAUUGUUACAGCCCGAGGGAAUAUAAUUGAAGCACAUGGCCAGAAAGUUGCUGGCAUUUGGGGGGAGCUCACUGGUAAUAAACAACGUCAGGAUGGUGAGAUCUCCAGAUAUCAAUUAGUCCUGUAUGUUGUAUAAAGGUGUGUAAUUGCUUAUCUUGUCCGCUCCUCCCAUGGGAUUGUGGGAUCCAACUACAAGUUCCCCUGUUGGUUGCCGGGCACGGUGUCACAUUAAAGUCGACCCCCACUAUAACCAUGCCGUGAGGUAGCGUAUUUAUCAUACAAGUCAAUUCUGCCCAGAACUCUUUGACCGGAUUGUUUGGGGCAUAAAUAUUAAGGAUGUGAAUAGCAUGGGAUUCCUGAUAUUAAAACAAAACGCCCUCCCGGAUCCGAAUGAACCUUGCCAAUUGUGAUCGGGCAACUGUUAUGUAUAAGGAUAGCCACGCCAUUUCUCUUAUUAAGAGCCCUAGAUUCGUACGCCAUGCUAUAAGUUUGAUUUGUUGGCGCUAUAUAAAUAAUAAAAUAAUAAUAAUAAUUAUCUCUGAGGGCAAAUUUAGUUGACACCGGUAUGUGUGUCUCCUGCAGGAAUGCAAUGUCGGGAUUCAUCCGCUUAAGUUCUUUGAACAUAAGGCGUCGUUUUUUUGGGGGCGUGUUAAUGCCCUUUUAUAUUUAAAGAUAAUAGUUUUACAGGCAUAUCAUUUGAUAAGGGUUUUUGCUGUACUCCAUUCUGUCGUUUCCAGGCCUGCGCCAGAAGCCCAUCCCUCGUGAGGCAUGAAUCCUGUGCACCGCUAUAUCAUCUCGAUCAUCCUGCACAAUCUGUGCCGUCUGAUCUCCUCCGUUCCCCCCCCCCAGGGUUAAGGCAAAAGGGGUAGGUAAGAAAGAAAGAGGGAUUAACAGGAAAGUGAAAAUGAAAGAAGGAAAGAAAUAGAAAAACUUAUGAUACAUAAAUCGCCUGGUCUUACCUAUGGCCAUGUUUAAUUGGGGUUUAUGUCCCAGCUUCUCUGGACCGUGCAAACUAGCUCCAGAUCAGCAGGGACACAGACCAACCCUUAAAGGCACCACAAGUGUGCCGACGAAAAAUUCUAUAUCUCAGUCAGUGAAACUAUGGCGAGCACUGCUAAAUACCCCAUAACACUGCAUCAGCCAUGGAUCGGUGAGGUUCUGUCUCUACUAAUCGCUAAGUCACCUCCCAGCCUAUCUAUUCAGGAGCCCCCUUGUCCCGUGAUUCCCGUCAGGGCAUUCAACGUUUGUACCGGGACUUCUUCCCUUCCUGCCACCCGGACGCCCACCCCAAUGUUGGGUGUGGCUGACAAAGAUUAGUCACUACUAUGCCGUUCAGGGCAAUUCCAUCGAGUAGAUGUAGUCUUAUCGUAGAUAGCUUUGUCUGGGACCGACCGCCCCCUCCCAGUCAGAAGGGGGACCAAGAAUAGUGUGACAUCCCGUGCGCAAAGUCUCUCCUCUCUCUCCCCUCCACACAUGACAGGGAAUCCCAGCCGGUAACCUGAAACCAUCCUUCCUGUUGCGCAGUGUAUAAAGUAGUUCCCAGGAUGAUCGAUCUAUAGUAGCGGUUAGGGGUAGCGGGAGACCGGAAGGGGGCCGCUGACAAUCACUUUCAGGUGGGUCAGUGUUUACUAGGCAUCCCCAUGGCCCCCCGCCAUGCCCCUGCGACAGCACGGUCAACCAUUAACUUUUUGCGAAGGACAGUGUUCAUCUCUACAUAGUAACCUUACAACACUGGACUCCCGGAACUGCUAUUGGGAGAUGUGCACCCAUAGCCCCACUGGACUCGCCCUGUUAGCGAGGGUGAAGGCCGAAUACUGUCCCCUGGCCGGUGAUACCCCCCUCCGGGACAGAAGUAGUCCCCACGCUAAUAAUAGUAUAGAUGAACCCUUAAGGCACCCUAGCCCGCCCAACUUAGGCGCUAGCCUCCGCAUGGGCCAUCUGAGCUUCCCGUCGUGGGGCCAUACCGAUCAAUUUUUUGGGGGGCUGUUUCCUCAGAGCCUGUUUUUCCAUGUCUGUUCACAGGUGUAUUUCUGUCUUCCAGUCUGUGCUACAACGCUCAUGUAUGCUGUUGGCCUAAUCUUUUGCAAAAGAAAAUAUAAGCAGCUUUAUAGAGACCCAGUAAUAUGGAUGCUCCUUGCACCUUAAACCAAUUUAAAAUAGCAUAAUUAAUAAAGAAGAGGUUUUUACUACAUUAUAUUGAGACUCCAUCUACUGUACAUUUAUUGUAAAUCCACAUCUAAAAGUGCCUUACUCUCUAAGAUCAUGUAUUCUAUAGUUUGCAUUUGCUAGCCAGCCCUUUGUUUUUUAUAGAUUAUCUUCAUCUGAGAAUUUGCCUCUAGAAGACAACUCGGUAGAUGUAAUAAAUGCAAGUUUUGCAGUUCAUUGGUUUGAUGUGGAGAAGUUCAUGCAAGAAGCAGCUCGAGUCCUCAAACCUGGUGGCUGUCUGGCCUUAAACUCCUGUUUGUUAAAAAAUGAGGUUCAUUAUAAAGACAUCUCAGAGACCCUUACAAACAUAUUUAAUGAGGUAAGACAAGACUCCCAGUGCUUUCUUUUCACAUUUCUGUCAAAUGUCUCACAUAGCUUCCUAGCCUAUUUCUGUGCUCCCUUCCAUUUGUUCCAUCAUUUGGUCUUCUGUUCGAAGUCCAUAUAUAUUUUUUUCUCCCCUCUGUUAAAUACCCCUUUGUAUGCACAUACAGUUGUGCUCAAAAGUUUGCAUACCCUGGCAGAAGUGUUGGCACUGAUUUUUUUAAAUAUGACUAAUCAUGCAAAAAUAAUGUAUUUUUUUGAAGGAUAGUGAUCAUAUGAAGCCAUUUAUUAUGACAUAAUUGUUUGGCUCCUUAAUGAUAACAGAAAUCACCCAAAUUGCCAUGAUCAAAAGUUUACAUACCCUUGAAUGUUUGGCUUUAUUAUAGACAUACACAUUAAAAUGGCAAUUUAAAGGUUAAUUCCCCACAUCUGUGGCUUUUUAAAUUGCAAUUAGUGUCUGUGUAUAAAUAAUCAAUGAGUUUGUUAGCUCUCACGUGGAUGCACUGAGAAGGCUAGAUACUGAGUCAUGGGGAGCAGAAAAGAACUGUCAAAAGACCUACAUAACAAGGCAAUGGAACUUUAUACAGAUGGGAAAAGGUUUUAAAAAGAUAUCAAAGGGCUUGAAAAUGCCAGUCAAUACUGUUCAAUUACUUAUUAAGAAGUGGAAAAUUCGGGGAUCUCUUGAUACCAAGCCAAGUUCCGGUAGAUCAAGCAAGAGUUCAGCCACAACUGGCAGAAGAAUUGUUUGGGAUACAAAGAAAAACCCACAGGUAACCUCAGGAGAAAUACAGGCUGCUUUGGAAAAAGACGGUGUGGUUGUUUCAAAGAGCACAAUACGAUGAUACUUAAACAAAAAUAAGCUUUGUGGUUGAGUUGCUAGCAAGAAGCCUUUACUGCACCAAUGCCACAAAAAAAGCCCAGUUAGAAUAUGCCCCAAAACACCUUGACACCCCUCACAGUUUCUGGCACACUCUAAUGCAGACUUUUGUUUUAAAUAUGUUUAUUGUUAUCAUGUCAUAAGCUUGGUUAAUAUGCAUUCUGUAGCAAUACAGUAAGGCAUUUAAAAAGAGAAAGAAAGAAAAACUUUUAUGAGCCUACGCAGAGGCCAAAUCAGUCAGUAUAAAGCAAAGGUACAUUUCUGCAGCGGGGAAGCUUAUGUCCAAUUAUGGCAUAUUCCGUUUGUAAAGUACAAGUAAACAUCAGCGGUUGAACGGUAAGGAGUAUUACCAACUUGUGUUCGGAUAGUGGCGUGUGUAGCGUGGUGACAGUGGCGCGUAUGUGAAACAAAAGAUAAGUAAUGUGCAGGCGUCAGUGACUGGUAUGUAUAUCUGUGCUUGUCUAAAGCGUCUGCUGAUGAAUGUAAGAUGUUUGUGCCAGUCAUAGCAUGUGUGUUGAAACUGCAGUGUAACAUUAGAUAAUACUGUAGCCGGGAUGGUUACAUGUACGGUCAUCUUAUAGCGUAUCAGUCUGGUGUAAUUUCAAAAUGCGCAGAAUAGGAACAGGUAGAGAGUAAACAUUAUUAACAAUAUGUCGCCCUGUGUGAAAAGCUGAGGGAGGCCUCACAUGUCUCUGCUGCAGUGCAGUCCUCAGGUUGCCGAGCCUUUGUCCGACCUCCCCACUCUGGCACCAGUUCACCGGCCGGGUCCUUCGCGGCACCGUGGGCACUCAAGGGCAGUGAUUGUCUGCCGGACCCCACCACAAAGUCCGCGGCACUCUUGCCCCCUGCACCUCCCCAGCGUCACGUUGGUCCCCCUGGAGUGAGCGUUCCCAAGUCUCUCCCAGUGCCGGCCUCACGCUUAAGGCUGGUACUCUGCCCCCACAGCCACCGGUCCACCGGUAGGGCGGUGCACUCCCGCCUCACAGGGCUCGCAGCAGUGGGGACAUGAUUCCCUGGGGACCCCCAUACCCAGAGACUGGGGUACUCACUGGUCUAGCCAGCUUGUGGGCCGCGCGGAGUGUCCGUCGAUUGUCCAGCAUCCUCUGGGCUUGCACAGGCCGUCCAUGUCAGUCCUCUGUGCUUUAUUCCGCUGUGGCCCUCAGCGGAAUGCUAUGCUGAUAUGUCUCUAUAUAGGUGCAG